Messenger RNA from Glarea lozoyensis ATCC 20868, 387 nucleotides. RefSeq lists its product as uncharacterized. The transcript has a single exon. Lineage: Eukaryota; Fungi; Ascomycota; Leotiomycetes; Helotiales; Helotiaceae. The record is from RefSeq and is a predicted model, not a curated record. The coding region runs from base 1 to 387 and encodes 128 amino acids.
AUGCGCAUCUCAAUUGUAGCUACGGGACUGCUGCUCCCUCUGCUUGCCAUCGCAGAAGGCGAUGUCACUCUCACUUCAACCGCGACCAUGACUAGAACCAUCACUGUUUCUGAAAUCGUCGCAUCCGUUACCUCAACCUACACCUCGCACAAUGCGACAACCUUUACAUCAUCUUCCUCCUCCUCCUCGACUUCCACAUACGUCCCACCAACUUCAGUCGGCACCACCUCGAAGACCAUCGGUACCGCAUCAAGCACUGGAUCGUUGAUCGUCCCAACCGCAACCUCCUCGCUCACCCCAAUCGUCCCCAACGGCGCAACAAACCUGAACAGCAUGUACGCAGGCAGCGCAGGUAUCUUGGUCAUGGUGGCAGCAGCGCUGUUGUAG